CCGUUGCUGUCACAGCAACCCUAACGAAACAAAAAGUCAUCGUCUUUGGGAACAUAGCAGCGGCAUUUGUUUUGCAAAAAAUAUCGCAAAUCAUUUAAAAAUUAAUUUUAUAUACAAUCUUUUAAUAAAUUCUCAACAAAAUGUCCAUAUUGGCAUAUAAUGGAGGCUGUGUGGUGGCAAUGCGUGGCAAAGAUUGUGUAGCCAUUGCAACUGAUCGUCGUUUCGGUGUCCAGGCCCAAACGAUUGAGACAGACUUUGAAAAAGUGUUCCAAUUCAAUCCACGUAUGUUUGUCGGCCUGGUUGGCUUACAGACGGACAUCCUCACAGUAAGGGACAGGCUAAUGUUCCGUAAGAACUUGUAUGAGACUCGUGAAAAUCGUGAAAUGCAACCAGCACGUUUUGCGGCUAUGCUCUCCAGUUUUCUGUAUGAACAUCGUUUUGGACCAUAUUUUAUUGAACCUGUUAUUGCCGGUUUGGAUCCAAAGACCUUGGAGCCUUUCAUUUGUAAUAUGGAUUUGAUUGGUUGCCCAAAUGUUCCCGACGAUUUUGUGGUGGCCGGCACCUGUGGUGAACAGCUGUAUGGUAUGUGUGAAACCCUGUGGAAACCCGAUUUGGAACCCAAUCAAUUGUUCGAAGUUAUAUCACAGGCUAUGAUUAAUGCCUUUGAUCGUGAUGCUAUCAGCGGUUGGGGUGCGACCGUUUAUAUUAUUGAGAAAGACAAGAUAACAGUGAAAACUUUGAAGACUCGUAUGGAUUAGGCGUAUCGGCGAUUUGUUGGAAGAGUGUUUGGAGGAAAUGCAGCUCCAACUAUGCUCGUGCGCUUUUUUCUAUAAUUUUGUAAUUAUUACUGCUUUUUUGUAUAAGUAAAGGUCAUGGAUUGUCCAAUCGAAGUAAAAAAUAAUAAAUUUUUGUUUAAAACAAAA
Molecule: messenger RNA, 923 nt
Organism: Musca domestica (house fly)
Lineage: Eukaryota; Metazoa; Arthropoda; Insecta; Diptera; Muscidae
Gene: Prosbeta3
Product: proteasome subunit beta type-3
Exons: 1
Coding region: 141-758 (205 amino acids)
Biological process (GO): proteasome-mediated ubiquitin-dependent protein catabolic process
Cellular component (GO): proteasome core complex, beta-subunit complex; proteasome core complex
Source: RefSeq, a predicted model, not a curated record